Molecule: messenger RNA, 630 nt
Organism: Entamoeba invadens IP1
Lineage: Eukaryota; Evosea; Mastigamoebida; Endamoebidae
Product: nucleoside diphosphate kinase, putative
Exons: 1
Coding region: 1-630 (209 amino acids)
Biological process (GO): GTP biosynthetic process; CTP biosynthetic process; UTP biosynthetic process
Molecular function (GO): nucleoside diphosphate kinase activity
Source: RefSeq, a predicted model, not a curated record
AUGCAGAAGUCUCUCGUCUUAUUCAAGCCAGACGCCGUUUGUAUUAGACAAGCUGGUAUCUACGCACUUGAGCGCUUGAGAAAAGCGAUCCCCAACUUCAAACUUCUCUGUUUUGAGCCAGAGGUCGUCCCAGCCGAGUUAGCUAAACAACACUAUGCCGAGCAUGAUGGUAAGAAGUUCUUCCCCAGUCUCAUAGCAUCCAUUACCAAUCCAAAUGGUGUUGUAGUGUUAGUCAUUGAAGGAGAAGAUGCCGUCAAAAUCAUUAGAAAAGAACUUGGCCCGACCUUUGUUGAGAAAGCUAUGGGCGAAGACUGCAUUAGAGGAAAGUUUGGUAUCACUGGUGGAGUUAAUUGUUGCCAUGCCAGUGAUGCAGAAGAGAGUGGAAAGCGUGAGGUUGGUUUGUGGACAUCAUACUUCAAACUUCCUUUGGACGAACAAAAGGCGGAAAAGAACUAUGAGGAAUAUAAAGCAAAGUAUGAUGGAAAGUUCCAAAGUGACGUCACACGCUUGCGAGAAAUCGUUAAGAAAAUCAAAGCAGACGAAGAGGAGUUCAUCACUGAAAUGAAAAAGAUGACUGACGCAGAUGAUUUCCUUAUUAAACAAAUCCUCAGCGCAGUUAUCACUAAUUAA